Molecule: messenger RNA, 4639 nt
Organism: Spea bombifrons (plains spadefoot toad)
Lineage: Eukaryota; Metazoa; Chordata; Amphibia; Anura; Pelobatidae
Gene: SEMA3F
Product: semaphorin 3F
Exons: 19
Coding region: 158-2500 (780 amino acids)
Biological process (GO): negative chemotaxis; semaphorin-plexin signaling pathway; neural crest cell migration
Molecular function (GO): semaphorin receptor binding; chemorepellent activity
Source: RefSeq, a predicted model, not a curated record
ACCCUAUGGUACUGGAGGACCUUGGAUUUUUUUCCUGAGCCUGAAGUUCUGUUGUCUCUAAUUUCAUUCUCCAUAUCACCCCUUAAUUUCUUUGGGACUGCGCAGCCGGACAUCAGGGGUCGUAUUAGGAUCCCCGGUCCCCCCCGCUCUAUACACAAUGUACUUCCAGGACCCUGCAUUUUGGGCCUGCUUCCUGCUAACCUUCUGCUGCACCAUCGCAAGAGAAACCUCGCCACCCACUCCCCGCGUUCAGCUCUCCUUUCGAGAAUUGAAAGCUUCUGGCACCGCUCACUUCUUGAGCUUCCUGCUCAAUACAACAGAUUAUCGAAUUCUGCUAAAAGACGAGGAUCAUGAUCGAAUGUAUGUGGGGAGCAAAGACUUCAUUCUGUCACUUGACCUACAGGAUAUCAACCGCGAGCCACUCAUUAUUCACUGGCCAGCAUCCCCGCAGAGGAUAGAAGAGUGCGUGUUAUCUGGGAAAGACAGCAAUGGGGAAUGUGGCAACUUUAUUCGUCUGAUCCAGCCAUGGAAUAGGACUCAUCUAUACGUUUGCGGCACUGGAGCAUAUAACCCAGUGUGCACCUAUAUCAACCGUGGGCGCAAAGCACAGGCCUCAGAGCUGAAUCACACAGCACCCCCCGGAGGACGAGGGAGCAGAGCUGCUGAUUCCCUGCUCAGCCCAGCACCAGCAGAGCACAAGGACUAUGUAUUUUACCUGGAGCCAGAUCGCGUGGAGUCAGGAAAGGGAAAAUGUGCUUAUGAUCCAAAGCUGGACAGUGUGUCUGCUCUCAUCAAUGAGGAGCUGUACUCUGGAGUGUAUAUAGAUUUCAUGGGGACAGAUGCUGCCAUCUUCCGAGCAAUGGGCAAGCAAGCAGCUAUGAGAACGGACCAAUACAACUCCCGCUGGCUCAAUGACCCAACGUUUGUCCAUGCGCAGCUGAUCCCAGAUAGUGCAGAACGUAAUGACGACAAAUUAUAUUUCUUCUUCCGUGAGAAAUCUACAGAUGCACCACAUAGUCCCACUAUAUAUUCCAGAAUUGGGCGUGUUUGCUUGAAUGAUGAUGGGGGUCAUUGCUGCCUGGUUAAUAAAUGGAGCACAUUCCUGAAAGCUCGGCUCAUAUGCUCUGUACCUGGAGAAGAUGGAAUUGAAACUCACUUUGAUGAAUUACAGGAUGUCUUCAUCCAGCAGACACAAGACAAUAAAAACCCAGUAAUCUACGCCGUCUUUUCUUCCUCUGGAUCUGUGUUCAAGGGAUCAGCAGUGUGCGUAUACUCCAUGGCUGACAUCCGAAUGGUAUUUAAUGGACCAUUUGCCCAUAAGGAGGGACCCAAUUACCAAUGGAUGCCGUAUACAGGGAAGAUUCCGUAUCCCCGUCCUGGCACGUGUCCUGGUGGCACCUUUACUCCUUCCAUGAAGUCAACCAAAGAUUACCCAGAUGAAGUGAUAAACUUCAUGCGAACACACCCAGUUAUGUACAACCCUGUGUAUCCAGUACACCGUCAACCACUGCUGGUGCGCACCAAUGUCAACUACCGAUUCACCACGAUUGCCGUGGACCAGGUUGAUGCCUCUGAUGGUCGAUACGAGGUGCUAUUCUUGGGAACAGAUCAAGGAACUGUGCAGAAAGUAAUUGUUCUUCCCAAAGAUGACUUAGAAACAGAAGAACUCAUCCUUGAAGAAGUAGAGGUGUUCAAGGUGCCGGCGCCUAUCAAAUCCAUGAAGAUUUCGUCUAAGCGACAACAGCUUUACGUGGCAUCCAUGUCUGGGGUGACGCACCUAGCCCUCCACCGUUGUGAUGUUUACGGGGAAGCGUGUGCAGACUGUUGUCUUGCUCGGGACCCAUACUGCGCCUGGGAUGGAAAAACCUGCUCCCGUUACUCAGCUUCCUCUAAGAGACGUAGCAGACGUCAGGAUGUGAGACAUGGAAACCCCAUGAGACAGUGCAGAGGAUACAAUUCAAACGUGAGCAAGAAUGGGAUGGACGCAGUGCAAUAUGGAGUGGAGGGCAGUUCAGCUUUUUUGGAAUGCCAGCCACGUUCCCCACAGGCCUCUGUCAAAUGGAUUCUCCAGAAGGACAAUAGUGACCGGAAAAAGGAGAUCCGCUCUGAAGGACGUUUCUUGAAAACCGAUCAAGGCCUUCUACUGCGCUCUUUGCAACUUGCAGAUGCUGGAGUGUACCACUGCACAGCCACAGAGAACAACUUUAAGCACACUGUGAUGCGUGUGCGCCUCCAUGUUCUGAGUGCUGAGGCAGUCACUGCAGCCCUUCUUCACCCUGAUGCCCCUGCUGCUCUUGCCACCAAUCCUGCUGGCCCCCCAGGAGCCUAUGAUGAUUUAGUUCAGCUCCUCUCUCAGCCAGAGAUGGGACUUAUCAACCAGUACUGCCAGGGAUACUGGCGCCCUCCAGGCUCUGCUCAUAGCGAUGCUAAAGACCUUCAGGACCAAAAACGUGCUAGGAACCGGAGAAAUCACCCACCCACUGGGGAACUACAAACAUGAAAAGGGACAUCCAUUCCCUUGGACUUAUUCUAUUCAUCUCCUUUUGCCCCAAAUGUUUUCUCAUCUGCAGACUGAUCCCUAUUUUAUUUUUACCCAACCCCCUUUUUUAUAUUAAGACAAAAAGCAGAACUAUAAAUAUUAAAUAAAUAUAUAAAUAUAUAUAUAUAGACAGAUGGUUGCUUGAUCCUCCAUGGAUCUCUCAGACUUUAUUUAUUGGGGAGCACAAAACUUCCCCACCAACCCUGUCUGGGAUGCCAUUUGAAGUACAGGGACUUUGUCCUAAUUCGGACAUAUCAGCAUGGGGAACAGUUAUAUCUUGUCACUGGUCUGGAAGCUCAGAUUGUUUUCAUAUUUUUCUGUGUUGGGAGUAUUUUCUGAAACUGGCACUAAAUAUUUCCUGUAGAACUUUGCAACUUUGUCUACUGACCUCAGACGACAGGACCAAUAGGAUAAUAUGAUUUGUACGUUCCAUUACGCAUUCUGCAGACCAUUGCUCUAUGACCACUGUACCAUACAGUCUACAGACAGCCUUUCAGUCACCAGACAAGUUAUACUGUUUCUACAUUUUGCUCUCCAGAUCCUCAUCACGCCAGUAAAUAAAUAAUUCACCAAGCUUUUGUCUUUGGGGAUAUAAAAUAAACACAUAUGGGAUUAGUCACGUAUCUGUAGGAAGCCACCUUUCCCUAAACCUUUCUGUAUGUGGUGCCUACAUUUUUCCCUGUUUGGACUAUACAAAAUAUUCUACAGGACUUUUCCGGGAAGGAGUGAUAAAAUAAAUGUACUAUGGACAAGAAUAAGUGCUGACCAGAGGGCUGCAUUUUCAGAAAGUUUUUCCUUGGUGAUAAACACCACGCUUUGAAAUCUUCCAUUAUUUUAUUAUGUUACAGAAGAAAUAUUGAUGUAAAAUACAAUAUUUUCAGUGGCCUACCUAAAAUUGUCUGCCAUUGUGAAAAUGUACUGGACAUGUAAGUGUUGCAUGAGUGAGCGUUUGCACUUUAUAUAAAAAAAUACAGUUGUGUUUUAUGGGGCCCAGUGCUUCAAAGAUGAUGGCAUUUGGAUUUAUAUAUGUUAGGCAUUGGUAUACGAGAGAGAUGUGUGCAGACAUAAUAGACAACAAAAGCAUUUUUUCUACAAGUCUUCCUUUUUAUAUGUCAUAAGUUAGGAUGUUUGUUUCUUUAUUCAAAUAACAAAUAAUUUCCCUGAAGUUUGUGUAUUAAAAGGGGCGAGGGGCAUAUACAAUAUGUAAAUAAUAAGGGAAUAUAAAAAGUACAUCUCCAGUGUUGGUGAUUAUGGGGGGGGGCGGAGGUAUUUUUUGGUAAACCAGGAAAAAGAACAAUAGACUUGCAAGAGUUAUUGAAACUGAGAGGUAUGUGUCCUUGUGUCCUUGUUUUUGUCAGGGCUGUAACCUCCAUGGAGCAGCUGCCUGAGGUGGUGCAAGGUGAGUGGCGCACUUGAGCAAUGCCCUUGCCCCUGUCUCUUAUGUGACAUCAACGAGGGGCUGCACCUCUGGCCUGCCCCUAGGUACGGUUCUGGAGCUAAUAUGAGAUGUAUGUGUGCUUUAUGACUAGAUGACGGAUACCUGUUGAUGUCUGUAGCUUAAGAUAUGAUAGAUACUGGGGCCGGUGACUGUGCAUUAGGACAUGGCCAAAGGUACCUGGGCUGGCGAUUGUGUAUCAUGGAAAGGAAAUGAGAAUUAUGGAGAUAUUUCUUCUAAUGCCUAUGAAUUAGCAAGACAUGAGAAUUACAUGUACAAAUGUCUCUGUAUUAAGAGGAGGUGAGGCGUAUCAGGACAUGGUGAGAGGUAUUUGCACCCCUAAUAUCUAGAUCUAAGGAUGAGGAGUAAUGUCAUUUUCUCUGGUGUUACCCAUGUAUUAGGAGGGAGUGAAAGGUGUCAGGGGUAUGUUUCUAGUAGGAAGAUCUGAAAUGUGUGUUUUGCGUAAAUAGGUAGCUCUCAUAUUUGUUCCCCCACUCCUUUAGAUAUUUAGUGGGGAGAGUCUGUAUUGUUCAUCUGUAAAUAGUUGUAAAUGAAUAUGUAACUAAGUUUCUCUCAGAGUAUAAAUCUGAAAUGUGCAGUGAAUUCUCUCCUGUGGAUGAAGCAGAAUAUAAUAAAUACAGUCCUGUUUUACACAAUAUGAUAAA